AUGGUCCAAAACAAUGGAGGGAAUUUUAGGAACACUAAGCCUUCCAAAGCUCAUUGGAAACCAUCUGAAGAUGCUAAGCUUAAACAACUUAUCGCUGAUCAUGGUGCUAAAAAUUGGAACAACAUUGCUGAACAACUACAAGGAAGAACAGGGAAAAGUUGUAGAUUAAGGUGGCUUAAUCACCUAGAUCCUAGCAUCAAAAGAGAACCUUUAAGUAAGGAAGAAGAGGAGAUGCUUUUGCAGCUUCAUACACUUCAUGGUACCAAAUGGGCACACAUUUCCAAACAUUUUCCAGGAAGGAGAGACAAUGCACUAAAGAAUCAUUACCAUGUGAUCAAGGCUAGGAGGCAAAGGGAACGUACAAAAGUUUUAGGCAAAAAGAGGAGCAAUGAAGACAAUGGUAUAAAUGGAAAAUGCAAAACAGUGGAAGGGAUGAAUGUGGUACACACUCGUAGGAACCCUUGGGACUCUCCACCAGCUCCCAUGGGUGUAACGCCUCCGCUUGGUGGGCAUGUAACACCCGAGGCUGAUGAGGGCGGGGAGUGGUCCGGCUCCUGGCAGCUUCUAGGCAAAACAUAA
Medicago truncatula (barrel medic) is the source of this 579-nucleotide messenger RNA. Its product is annotated as transcription factor MYB52. The coding region runs from base 1 to 579 and encodes 192 amino acids. Gene Ontology annotation, biological process: regulation of DNA-templated transcription. The transcript has 4 exons. Lineage: Eukaryota; Viridiplantae; Streptophyta; Magnoliopsida; Fabales; Fabaceae. Gene Ontology annotation, cellular component: nucleus. Gene Ontology annotation, molecular function: DNA-binding transcription factor activity, RNA polymerase II-specific; RNA polymerase II cis-regulatory region sequence-specific DNA binding. The record is from RefSeq and is a predicted model, not a curated record.